AUGGCCGUCGCCACGCGCUCCGCCGCGCUACUCUUCGACUGGAGGAGAAAUGACAGCGGCACGUUGAUCUCGCCGUGUGGCCGUGGUACUCGUACUAGCAGUUGCACAACCACCGGCAAAUCAGGCAAUGUGGCGUUAAAUACUGGCAUUCGUCGCCGCGUGGAACCACCUCCGCCGCAGCCGCCACCGACAUCGCGGCUUCUGCGGCAGGAUUCUCAACCUUCUGCUAAUCUUCGCCUUCGCGAGAUUAGGGGGAGCCGACGCACGCUCACCGUGAUCCUCAGCAAGAGCUCGCUUAAUCGCCGCGGGACCGGCCGCCUUCUCCGGAAAUCGCCAUUCGCAGGGCAAUUUGCUGCUUCUACACGCCUACACCUGGCUGCUGGGGCGCCUCGAGCUGCUGGGGCUGCAGCGGCUGCUGGAGGGGCGGGCACGCAUGAUUAUCAUGAUCAUCGAGUCGACUUCCCCGGCGGUGAAGCCAACAGGAGAGACGCCUUGUCGGUUGAGGAUCCUACUGCUGCUGAUAGUACUGCCGCUACUACAACUAACAGCAGCGCGAGUAUUCUGGUGCAGGGGUUGGAGGGGCGGUCGUGGGCGGAGAAGGCGCAGCACGCGCGCAAGCUGCUGGCGGGGCUGCUGGCGCUCUCCCGCCCGCACAACUUCCUGCCCUCUGUGCUGCUCGUGCUCCUCGGCGCGUUCCUCGGCGCCUCAUCCGCAGGCGGUGGCACUGCGGCCAUGUCUGCUGCCACUGCCAACAUCACCGCUACAGCUGCCACUGCUGCUACAACCGCUGCUGCUACAGCCGCCACCGCAGCAACUGCCGCCGCUGCAGCGAGCCUCCCUGCCCUUCCCGUGUGGCUGUCCCCGCGGGUGCUGCUGGUGGCGGCGCUAUCGGGCAGCAUCGCGCUGGCGUCAAUGGUGGUCAACGACGUGUUUGACUGGCAGAUCGGGUCCGACCGAGUCAACUCGCCCGCCAAGCCCCUCGUGUCAGGCGCCGUGCACCCUUAUGAUGCGGAGCUAGCAGCAGGCUGUCUCUACUCCCUCAUAGUCCUCGCAGCGUGUCAGCUGGAGCCCUUGCCUCUGCGCAUGCUGGUGGCGGGCGCGGCGGUCGGCACGUAUCUCUACACCCCGUUCCUCAAGAGAAUCACUCUGGUUAAGAACGUCUCAGUCGCUGCAAUCAUAGCGUCGUCCCUGCUUGCUGGCGCGCUUGCUGCUGGAGCCUCUUUCUCCGCCCUCUACCGUGCGUCAGGCGCCUUCCUCUUCCUCUUCCACGCGCUGCUGUACCGAGAGGUGCUUAUGGACGUCGCUGACGUCACUGGUGACGCCAGCGCAGGCGUGCCGACGCUUGCGGUGCGGCUGGGGAAGCAGAGGGCGGUGCUGGUGGCGUGUGGCAUGCUGGUUCUGGCGCAUGCUGCUGGGGCUUUCCUCGCGAGGCGUUCACCAGCCCUUGUUCUCCUCGCGUCUAUCUGCCUCCUCCCUCUCUACGCACACACUCUCCCCCUCCUGUCGCUCCACAGCCACACACGCCCCAAGUCACAUCAUCGCAUUCACUCUCCACCAUGUGUUCCCAGCCUGACGUUCUCCGCGUCACUCGGCAUUCUUGAGAGCGCCAUUCCCGUCCGCGCGGUGCCGCUGAAUCCGACUGGAGGAAAUGCUAUGCGGGCGGACCAGGGCAGACCACACCAACCAAUGUCCCGCUCUGCUCUGCUCCCCGCUUGUUCCUGCUCGCCCUCCCCUGCAGCCAAUGACGUCAUCCGCGGGGCGUCAGGCCAAGACGUGUCCGCGACGCCGCCGCCGGCGGUGGCGACGGCGAUCACGGUGGGCAGCACCUUCGCGUUCAACUUCACGGCGGCGCGCUGCACCAACCUGCCCACCACCGCCUCCUCCGCCACCGUGCAGUGGACGUCCGCCGCCGCCGCCGCCGCCGGUCUCCCCGCGUGCGAGAACGUCACCUUCCUGACCGGCGCUGAUUGCACUGGGGUCGUCGCGUCGUCCGCCGCCAAGCCCUCAAGGUCAGCGUCGCGCCUGCGCCAUGGCGUGGCCUUUCUUCUCUCUCGUGCUUCCUGUGCCUCCCCUCCCCUCCACAGCCCGACCACCUACACCAGCCGAGCCAUUCUUCCCUAUCCGUAUCCACUGUCGGCUCUCUGCUUUAUCGCUUCACUCGCUGCCUCAUGCCCCCUCUUGCUCUCACACCGGAUUCACGCCUCCCUCACCUCCCCUUGCUGCUCUGCCCGCGCCCUACCUGCAUCGCACGUGGCGUCAUGUCAUCCCGGCUGCAUGGCAUCAGCGGGAGACGCUGCGUGGUGGCCGACGGAGGUGGCGGCGAGGGUGGUGGUGGCGACGGCCGUGGCAGUGGGCGCCUACAAGGUCGCCUUCGACCCCUCCUCGCGCUGCGCCACCGUGCCCGCCGCCACCGCGCCCGCUGGCGUCGCCACGCCUGUCACCGUGCAGUGGGGGAGCAGCAGCAGCUUGCCGGGGGGCGGGGCGAGUGCGCCGUGCAACGUGGUGUCGUUCUUCCCGGGCACCAACUGCGACGGCGCCGUCAUGCAGCACUUCUACUCCUUCUCCAGCAGCAACCCCACGUCCAUCACACCUUCAUCAUACAGCCCACUCACAACAGUUCGCUGCAAAUUCUCGUUGAACACGGCAUGCAAGUACGCCACAUGCCCGGCCAACUCCGUGUGUGCGGAGACAAGUGACAACAGGGGAGCCACCUGCAAGUGCGACAAGUAUUAUAUUGGCAUCAACGGCACCUGUCAAGACAAGUGCAGUCUCGACUGCAUGGCCAAUUCCCGUUGUGAAAGGGACGCGCUUGGGGCUCCGAAUUGUGUGUGCAACAAGGGAUUUCAGUAUGCUCCUGACAGCAACACCUGCGUUGACAAAUGUGAUCUGGUGAAUUGUGGGCCCAACGGCAAGUGCAUCAAGGAUGCAGAUGGAAAUGCCACAUGUGCUUGCAACGCUGGCUUCCAGAUGCCUCUCGACAGGAUCACUUGCGUUGACAAGUGUGAGUUGGUGACAUGCGGUGCCAACUCCCGCUGCAGCAAGGAUGCAAGUGGGAAUACAAGUUGCGAGUGCAUCAUCGGCUUCGAGAGGCUUCCGGGCAACGACACUUGCGUUGACAAAUGCGCUUCAGUGAUUUGUCAGCCCAACAGCACGUGCAAGAAGGAUGCAAACGGAAUUCCAGCCUGUAGUUGCAACACCGGCUUCAUACCGUCUUCUGACAACCUCACUUGCAUUGACAACUGUGCUUCGGUGAAAUGUGGGCCCGGCGGCACGUGCGAGAAGGGUCGGAACGGAAGCCCAUUCUGCAAUUGCACGAUUGGCUUCAAGCCGUCUUUUGACAACCUUACUUGCAUUGACAAUUGUGGUGCAGUGAAGUGUGGGUCCGGCGGCACGUGCAGCAAGGAUGGGAACGGAAACCCGUUCUGUAACUGCACAAUCGGCUUCAAACCGUCUGCUGACAAGCUAUUUUGCAUUGACACCUGCGUUUUGGUGGAUUGUGGGCUCAACGGCAAGUGCGUGUAUAAGGACAACGGAGAUGCAACCUGCUCGUGCAACGCGGGCUAUCACGUUGCUCGGGACCGAUUGUUUUGCAUCAGAACGGAGUGUUACAUGCUGGGCUGCGAACCAGAAGGGACCUGUACAGCCUAUUAUGGAGGUUUCUACUGCCAAUGGCGCUCACGCUGUGGCUCCUGCCCCUCGGGAGCAUCUUGCCAAACCUUUUACCCGCCUAGCGGAGGUUCUUCUGUGCCAUACUGCCAGUGCCCCGGGGGUUAUGGAAUGACCUCAACUGGUUGUGUCCAGGGUUCACCUGACCAAGUGCUUGCCAGCAGCGUCACUCUCAUUCAGGACGAGUCUCAGACUCUAACCAAUGCAUCCAGGCCCUACACGUUCCGUUACAAAAAGGGCUGCAAUCCGUUCCCAAAGGAGGUUGCUGGGAACUACAAGUCUACGUUCGAAGUGCACAACAUCAAUGGUGCCCCGGGUUGUCUCGAGUGGCGAAGCUACGACACAAACAACUGCAGCUCGACACCUUUGAGGAGUGGAUUCCUGGGCACUACUGCAAUGUUUUCUUCUGCAUCUCA
Molecule: messenger RNA, 4082 nt
Organism: Closterium sp. Yama58-4
Lineage: Eukaryota; Viridiplantae; Streptophyta; Zygnematophyceae; Desmidiales; Closteriaceae
Source: the annotation of a GenBank genome assembly